Messenger RNA from Physella acuta, 889 nucleotides. Its product is annotated as soma ferritin. Gene Ontology annotation, biological process: iron ion transport; intracellular iron ion homeostasis. The record is from RefSeq and is a predicted model, not a curated record. Gene Ontology annotation, molecular function: ferrous iron binding; ferric iron binding. Gene Ontology annotation, cellular component: cytoplasm. Lineage: Eukaryota; Metazoa; Mollusca; Gastropoda; Physidae.
UGACCAACCAGUAUAUAUAGCUCAGGCGCAGAAACCAAAUCAGAGUUAGUUGUCUUGCUACGUCAGUGAACGUACAGGCAAUCUCGAGCGAAAAAUCCAGUCUUUACCAAACAACUCGUCGUUCGUUUCAUAACAUCUUCGACACUUACGUAAACACCAACUGCAAGAAAAUGGCCGUUAGUCAAUGUCGUCAGAAUUUCCACUCGGAAAGCGAGGCGGGGAUCAACCGUCAGAUCAACAUGGAGCUGUACGCCAGCUACUGCUACCAGUCUAUGGCCUACUACUUUGACCGAGAUGAUGUUGCACUUCCCGGCUUCUCCAAGUUUUUCAAGCACCAAUCUGAUGAGGAGCGUGAGCACGCUGAGAAGUUCAUGAAAUAUCAGAACAGGCGUGGAGGUCGCAUUGUCCUGCAGGACAUCAAGAAACCUGAAAGGGAUGAGUGGGGAACAGGCCUUGAAGCCAUGCAGAUGGCCCUACAGCUGGAGAAGAGUGUGAACCAGUCCUUGUUAGACUUGCACAAGCUGUGCAGCAGUCAUGAUGAUGUCCAGAUGGCAGAUUUCCUAGAGUCUGAGUACCUGGAGGAGCAGGUCAAGUCCAUUAAGGAGAUCAGUGACCACAUCACCAACCUGAAGCGCGUGGGACCUGGACUCGGAGAGUACAUGUAUGACAAGGAGAGCCUCAGCAGUUAAGCCGCUGACCAGCUGCCAGUCAAGGUCAAGUUGCUGACCGUAUGGGCCAUGUCUACGUGUUUGUCCGUCUUGCUUUUGGAGUAGAAAUUUUAAACUAAAGCCGUAAGAUCUACAAAUUUGGAAUCUCUUGUUUUGAAAAGAUUUUCUUGUUUUAUAACUUGUAUAAGAAAAAGGGCCCAAUAAAUUUAUGUCAAUGUUAA